GAGCAGCAGCAAGUCUGUCUCUAUCUGUCGCCUCUUGGAUCUCCGUUAGCACAGCUGUCGGCUGCUGCCGACUGCAAGGGGAUUCUCUCGAUCAGAGACCGUGUGAAGGAGUGCCUGAGUGCGCAGCAGACACCAGAGUUUUCAAGUAGCUACGCAUGAGUCUAUGUUCAAGUGUUGAGGUUAUGGUGCCACACAUGGGUGAAGGUUUGACCAGAUUCGCUCUGGACUUGACUCAACACCCAUGAUCCCAAGCCAUCUCUGGCAUACCCUCUCAUUAAGAUGGGAAAUGCCUCUGAAACAUUUCUGUUCAUGUCCACAGUAUCAAAAGACAGUGACUUCAUCAUGGGUACUAUCUACACAAUUUUUGGUGUUUUGUCGGUGCUGGGUAAUGGGAUCCUGCUUUUCGUGGCCUAUAGAAAGAAGUCCACCCUGAAGCCGGCAGAGUUCUUUGUGGUUAACCUAGCCAUCAGUGACCUGGGCAUGACCAUAACCCUGUUCCCACUCGCUAUCGCCUCAUCUUACACUCACGUGUGGCUGUUUAAUCAGACAACCUGUACUUUCUAUGCCUUCUGUGGCGUUUUGUUUGGCCUGUGCAGUCUUUCCAACCUCACUGUGCUAUCCUGCGUCUGCUGGCUUAAGGUCUGCUGCCCAAACUAUGGUAACAGGUUCUCCUACUGCCACGCCUGCAUGCUGGUUGCUGGUGUCUGGUGCUACGCUGGAGUUUUUGCUGUAGGUCCCCUGUCAGGCUGGGGAGAGUAUGGGGCAGAGCCUUACGGGACAGCGUGCUGCAUCAACUGGCAUGCUCCCAGCCACAACUCUGCAGCUAUGAGCUACAUCGUCUGCCUCUUCUUCUUCUGCUACAUUGUGCCCUGCAUUGUAAUUUUUCUGUCCUACAUAUUCAUCCUGCUGACCGUCCGGGGCUCCCGCCAGGCUGUUCAGCAGCAUAUGUCACCACAGAACAAGAUCACAAAUGCGCAUGCACUUAUCGUUAAGCUUUCUGUGGCAGUUUGCAUAGGUUUCCUGACAGCAUGGAGUCCAUAUGCCAUUGUGUCCAUGUGGGCAGGAUUUGGUAACCCAGAAGCUGUACCACCUAUGGCUUUUGCUUUGGCAGCUAUCUUUGCCAAGUCCUCCACCCUUUACAACCCUAUUGUCUAUCUGGUCUUCAAGCCCAACUUCCGCAAGUCCCUGUGUCGGGAUGUGGCCCAGUGCAGAAGGACACUCUGUGGAUGUCUGUGUCAGCACAACUCUACACAGAAGGGAACUUGCCGGCAAUCCCAUCAUGAAGAAGAGUGCGACUCCACAAGAUUGUCAAAUGGACUACCAGAGAACCACGGGACCUGCAGACACUGUCCUCACCGUGAAAGAGUCACUGGUACCAGAGAAAACAUUACAGACUACAGCCCCCAGCAGACUGCCAGAAUACUUAAAGGAUCGCAACAUAGUGAGGUGGCUGUCAGUCAGCUCUCCAAUGAGUUGCAGAGUGACUUCCUCUAGAGACACAAACACAGCCGCACAGGA
This is a messenger RNA of Micropterus dolomieu (smallmouth bass), 1518 nucleotides long. It is a transcript of the gene opn7b, whose product is annotated as opsin 7, group member b. Gene Ontology annotation, molecular function: G protein-coupled receptor activity. Lineage: Eukaryota; Metazoa; Chordata; Actinopteri; Centrarchiformes; Centrarchidae. The transcript has 6 exons. The coding region runs from base 280 to 1494 and encodes 404 amino acids. Gene Ontology annotation, cellular component: membrane. Gene Ontology annotation, biological process: visual perception; G protein-coupled receptor signaling pathway. The record is from RefSeq and is a predicted model, not a curated record.